Molecule: messenger RNA, 1833 nt
Organism: Euleptes europaea (tarantolino)
Lineage: Eukaryota; Metazoa; Chordata; Lepidosauria; Squamata; Sphaerodactylidae
Product: albumin-like
Exons: 14
Coding region: 1-1833 (610 amino acids)
Biological process (GO): transport
Cellular component (GO): cytoplasm; blood microparticle
Source: RefSeq, a predicted model, not a curated record
AUGAAGUGGGUAACAAUCAUUUCCUUUAUUUUCUUGGUAAGCUCUACUGAAUCAAAGCAUCUGCCCAGAAGAUCCCGGGAUGUAGGGCCAAGGCACACCAUUGGGCACUGUUACAGUGAAAUACCAGAGGAGGAUUUCAAAGGCGUUGCCCUGAUCUCAUUUAUUCACUUCGUGCCAAAUAUCACGUACACAGACGUGGAAAAACUGGUAGAAGACAUCACAAAGCUUGGAAAGAAAUGUGCAGCUGAUGAACACGCAGACCCAGAAUGUGCAAAGACUGUUGAUAUUCUUAUCCUGGAAGAACUUUGUCAUGAACAAAGUGUUGCUGAACAUUAUGGAUUUUCCGAGUGUUGCGGUAAAGUUGGUCAUGAAAUAAAUGAAUGUUUGUUGGCCCAUAAAAAUGCAACUCCAGCAUCCUUCCCCCCAUAUGAACGCCCAGACCCUGAAGUCACCUGCAAAACAUUUCAGGACGACAGACUCGAAGUCCUGGGCCAUUUCCUGUAUGAUGUUUCCAGGAGGAACAGCGACACAAGUAUCCUCAUUCUCUUUACCGCAGCUGCCAAGUUUGAGGAAGUUCUGGUGUCCUGCUGCCAGGCGGAGGACAAGGCUGCCUGUUUCAAAGAAAAGGCACCUCUUGUCAAAAAAGAAAUGAAACUACACGCUUUGAUGGAGAAGCAGAACUGUCUCCUCCUGAAGAACCGUGAACGAAAAACCAUGGAAAAAUUGAAAUUUGCUAUGGCAGCCCAGAAAUUCCCCAAAGCUGACCGUUCUAUCUUGCACAAUAUUACCAAAGACAUUGUUCACAUUCAUGAGGAGCGCUGCCAAGGGGACACUCUGGAGAGUCACCUUGAUCAGAUAACACUGACAAAGUUCAUCUGUGAACACCAAGACGUGAUAUCUCCUAACGUGAGUGGGUGCUGUACGAAGCCCCUGUUGGAGCGACCGUUCUGCCUGGUGACCAUGGACCACGAUGACCCACCUGCAGAUUUGUCCCCAACAGUCCGGGAGUUUGUGGAUAACCAAGAAGUGUGCCAGCACUUUGCGGAGAACCAUGACGGUCAUCUGGAACGGUUUUUGUACGAGUAUGCACGGAGACACCCAGAAUUGUCGCCACAGUUGCUCCUAAGAACUGAGAAAGGGUAUCACGAUUUGCUGGAGAAGUGCUGCAAACUCGAGAGUCCUGUAGAGUGCCUCGGCGAAGGGGAAGUUCAGCUCCGAAAACACAUUGUUAACACCCUGGAAGUGAUUAAAACCAACUGUGAACUUUUUGAACACAAGAUAGAAGAUUUCAAACGUGGCCUUCUUGUCCGCUACACCAAGAAAGCCCCGCAGCUGUCCUUUGAGGAGCUGGAUCAGUACACAGAACAACUGCAGGCCGUCGCUGCCAAAUGCUGCCCUCUGGGUGAUGAUAAAAAGCUGGUCUGUGCUGAAGGACAUGCGGACCUUGUGUUAGGGAGCAUAUGCCUGCAUCAUCAAGAACAUGCCAUCAACCCCAAAAUCUGCCAGUGCUGCAGCAGCAAUUAUGCUUUCCGGCGGGAGUGCUUCAGUGCCAUAGAAGUUGAUGAUGGCUAUGUUCCUGCCGAAUGCCCUUCGGAAUUAUUCUCUUUCCAUGAGGAGUUGUGCACAGCCAACGCUGAUGUGGAAAACAGGAAACGCAAGUUGCUUGUCAAGUUGAUUAAAUGCAAGCCGACCAUUACAGAGGAACAACUGAAGGAUAUUAUCAGGAAUUUUCAUGGAGUAGUGGCCAAAUGCUGCCAAGCUGAAAACCACGAGCAAUGUUUUCAAGAAGAGGGUCCAAAACUGGUUGAACGGUCUCGAGCUGCUUUGAGCUGA